Molecule: messenger RNA, 573 nt
Organism: Hibiscus syriacus
Lineage: Eukaryota; Viridiplantae; Streptophyta; Magnoliopsida; Malvales; Malvaceae
Product: transcription factor HEC2-like
Exons: 1
Coding region: 1-573 (190 amino acids)
Biological process (GO): regulation of DNA-templated transcription
Molecular function (GO): protein dimerization activity; DNA-binding transcription factor activity
Source: RefSeq, a predicted model, not a curated record
AUGGUCAUGGAUAGGACGACGACGACGAUGAUGAAAACGGAAAAGCUUCCCAUUCAAUUCUCCGAGCCUGUUUUCCAGAGCUUUUCCACGACGUUUCCAGCUGAAAACGACUUCUUCAGCAAUGUUAAUUCACAUAAUACGACAUUGAUGACAGUCCAAGAAGCCGAUAAAUUGGCCUCAAGCAACAAGUUCACCGAUUCAGUCGAUAAGAGAAACAUCAUGGAAGCAACUAGGGAGAUGAUAUUUCGAAUAGCAGCAAUGCAGCCGAUUCGUAUAGACCCGGAAUCCGUCAAGCCUCCGAAGAGAAGGAACGUUAAGAUCUCUAAAGAUCCCCAGAGCGUGGCCGCUAGACAUAGAAGAGAAAGGAUCAGUGAGCGGAUAAGGAUACUGCAAAGACUUGUCCCAGGAGGCACUAAGAUGGACACUGCAUCGAUGUUAGACGAAGCAAUUCAUUAUGUCAAAUUCUUGCAAAGACAGGUGCAGUAUUUGGGACAAGCUGGCUUUAACAUGCAAAUGGACAUUGUUGGGUUUCAAAGUGCAGCAAUGGCUAAUGUGGGUUUAGAUAAGAGAUGA